GCUACAAACUUCUGAUUUCAUUUUUGAAAUUCUUCUCUUCCGUCUCUUUUACUAAUUCCCCUUUCUUCUUCUUCCUAUUGAAACCCUAAAUUCUCUUCUUGAAAUCCAAAUCUUGUUUCAAGAGUAAACCAUGCGGAGCGAGAGAAUUGAUUCAGAUGAAGCAGAAACAAAAUCGAGAACAAAUCUCUCGCAAGAAGUCGAAGAAUAUAUCAAAGAUACAAUUGAUCAUUCUUUAGGUCUUCCGAUCUCCAUGGAAUCUCUUCAGAAGAAGCUUUAUACGGCUGAAGAAUCUCAACGCCGUCUUCGCGAACAGUAUCAGGGUCUGAUUUCGCGAUUAAAGGAGAAAGAUCAUGUAAUCGAUCGUGUUAGGUCUGAAGCGAGUAUGAAUGCGCAAGCGUUGAAGAAGUUUGUUGAAGAGAAUCAGAAAUUGGCUAGUGAGUGUGGGAAUUUGUUGAGUCAGUGUAAGAAAUUGGAGAAAGAGUGUUUGCUUUAUCAUCAAGAUCGUGAUGCGUUGAUGGAGUUUGGGAAUGAAUCUGAUGAGAGAGCUAGAGAAGCAGAAGCUAGGGUUCGUGAAUUGGAGGAUGAAAUUGGAAGAAUGUCUGAGGAAAUGCAGAGAUUUAAGCGUCAAAUCGGAGAUGGUGAAGUUGAAAACUGUACUACACCGUUAGAAGAAGAUUUGCUUGAUUCAGUUUUGGGAUCACUCAUAAGCAAAGAUGAAACUAUAAUGGGGCGUCUCUUCUUGGAGGCAAACAUCCACGACCAAUCGUGCCAAGCCUUGCUGAGCAAGUGGGAUCACUUAAAGCCUUCAACGCAAAAGGUUCUUUCUUUAGUUUCAAAGGCAAAGAAAUUCGAAAAGGAAAAAGAAUGCAUCAUCAUGAAUCUCGCUAAAGCUGAGCAAGAGGUGGAACUUGUGAGCACGCUAAACCGAAAGCUGGAUAAAGAAAAUCGUAAGUUGCUAAGGCAACAACAAAGCCCUCUUUGCUCCGCAGACAAGAACCGAAACAGCGCAUCUGCAAAGUCAAACAAGAGAAAGAGUCCGAAGACGAUGAGUAGCCCGGUCGAGAAGAGGCUUGAGUUUAGCAGUCCAGAAAUUAGCAGGAAGCCUCUAUCACCUGUAUGGAAUAACUCACCAGAUUCUAAGAUGAACAACAAUUGAUGAUAAACAAAAUCAAACAACUAUCUGUAUCAUUCAUAUGUGAAACCGGAUUAUAUUGUUGCUUCUCUGAAGCUACUAACAACAUGUAUCAGUAUUGCUAUGAACAAAUUUGACCAGAAAAUCAUGUUUUCAAACUGGUAAAUAACUAGCUUAUUAUAUACAACAGCA
Molecule: messenger RNA, 1324 nt
Organism: Arabidopsis thaliana (thale cress)
Lineage: Eukaryota; Viridiplantae; Streptophyta; Magnoliopsida; Brassicales; Brassicaceae
Exons: 5
Coding region: 131-1156 (341 amino acids)
Source: RefSeq, marked reviewed